Molecule: messenger RNA, 1248 nt
Organism: Rana temporaria (common frog)
Lineage: Eukaryota; Metazoa; Chordata; Amphibia; Anura; Ranidae
Product: IST1 homolog
Exons: 10
Coding region: 196-1242 (348 amino acids)
Biological process (GO): protein transport
Source: RefSeq, a predicted model, not a curated record
GAUCAGUGUGAUGAUCACACAUGUCACAUGAUCCACACCCAGCGAUGAUGUCACUAAACACAACACGUGCCUUCCUCUUCCUACCACACAUACCAUAACACUGAUCUAUCCAGCCUGACUACAUCCUCCAGAGUCUCACUCCUCUUCCUUACGCCGUCAGGACCUGUCUGGAGUCCGCUCAGAGGAGAAGGCACCAUGCCGGGUUCAGGAUUUAAAGCUGAGCGGCUGAAGGUCAAUCUGAGACUCGUUAUCAACCGACUAAAACUUCUGGAAAAAAAGAAAACUGAAAUGGCCAUGAAGUCCAGGAAGGAGAUCGCUGACUACUUAUCGUGCAGAAAAGACGAACGAGCGAGAAUCCGAGUGGAGCACAUCAUCCGAGAAGACUACAUGGUGGAGGCCAUGGAGAUCCUGGAGUUGUACUGUGACCUCUUGUUGGCCCGAUUCGGAUUAAUCCAUUCCAUGAAGCAACUGGACCCCGGAUUGGCUGAAGCUGUGUCCACCCUGAUCUGGGCGGCCCCCCGCAUGCAGACUGAAGUCUCUGAGCUCAAGACAGUGGCCAGCCAGCUCUGCAAUAAAUACAGCAAGGAAUACGGCAACCUCUGCCGGACCAAUCAGAUCGGAACAGUCAGCGAAAGACUCAUGCAGAAGCUAAGUGCGGAAGCGCCCCCUAAAAUCCUGGUGGAGAGAUACCUGAUCGAGAUCGCCAAGAAUUACAAAGUGGAGUAUGAGCCGGACGCCAGAGUCAUGAGCGAGGUGCCCCCUGAAGUCGAUGGAAGGGAUUUUAGAAGCAGCAAUAGAAGAGGGGGUCCGGGGAACGGAGGAGCCGGUGGCGGCGGUUUCGGAAGCAACGCGAACGGUCUAUACCCCAAAGUGAUUGAGGAAUUUCCUGCGGCUGAAGUUGGGGUCUAUGAAGAGUGCACCUUCAUGUAUCCUCCUCCUCCUUCCUCUCAGAAGGGAAAUGUUCCGCCAGCCCUCCCUGGUCUUCCUCCUUCCUAUGCCGUGCUGAAACCCCCGGGACCGGACAUACAGGUUUUUCCUGCGCCGGGCAAUGGGCCUGCAGCGAAACCAAGGACAACACUGGGCCCAAACAAUGUCCCCGACGGCUACGACGGCCUGCCGCUACCCAAGCUCCCGUCUGUCCCCAUCAGCCCCGUGCAGACCCCCAGAACGGACCCCUCCCCCUACGAGGAUAUAGACUUUGAGGACCUGUCUAAACGUUUGGAUGCGCUAAAUAAAAAAUAAAACGUC